Messenger RNA from Plasmodium fragile, 5583 nucleotides. RefSeq lists its product as uncharacterized. The coding region runs from base 1 to 5583 and encodes 1860 amino acids. Lineage: Eukaryota; Apicomplexa; Aconoidasida; Haemosporida; Plasmodiidae. The transcript is spliced from 3 exons. The record is from RefSeq and is a predicted model, not a curated record.
AUGGCGAAGGACCUGGAGGGAGGAAAAAAUGCGAUGAACAAAAGAGCAGUAGGGACGAAAAAGGAAGUGGUGAUAUCGGCGAACGUUCUGCAGCUGAGCGAGUGCAAAGAGGAAGAACAGGUAGAAGAAGGGAGUCCUUUCAACGGUUCGAGGCAUGGACAACAAGAUCAUUGGAAGAAAGGCGAUGGUCAUUAUGGGGGAAGACGCAGUAGUAGUUUGGGACAGGACGACGGAGGAACUAUGAACAGCGCAAGACAAAACAACACAAUUCAAAAUUAUAUAUACAAAGUGUUUACCUCGGUGUUGAGUUUACUAAUUGUGAUUUUAAUUCUGUACGCAUCGAUCGACAUAUCGACCAACUAUGGACCCAUAAUAAUCGUGUACAUAAUAAUUCUUGAAUUUGGAAGUAUGCUGAUUUCUUAUAUCUUGCUGCAGUUUCCUUUUUUCUAUCGCAUCCUUAAGAAUGUGUUUACUCGAGCGAGGAACGUUAACAAAUACUCUCAUCAGUACAAGCCGUUUUACUACGAUACCCCUUCCAACAGUGAUGACAAGGACUCCAUUAGCAUCGAGAGGGGAGAGAAGGACAGCAAGAGGCGCAGGAACACCUUUGCCUUAUUCAGUAUCAACAGGAAUAAUAAACGGUAUAGCAUUAAGACUCUUUUUACUGGGCAUAAAACGAAGAAGGGAAAGAAGAAGGGUAGACAGGAUCCUGCAGGACAGGGUGAGGUCCUCGACGAGCAACCCACCACUGGGGUACAACCCUGUGAAGGUGUCCCUAGGAAGAGCCGCGUACAACCAGGAGCAGCGAGCAGCCACAAGCGACAGAGCAUCUACCUGGAUGACUGCAACAUGUGGAUGAACAGUGAUAUGAAAAAAGUGAAUAAAAAAAAAAAUUUUAAUUUAUCCCGAUCGCUCAGCUUCAAUAUCAAUUUGAAUGAAGACAAUGACAUGAUCAUGAAGGAUUCUGCUAGUCUAGACGAUAUAAAAAUUUUUCUGGGUCAUCAGACGAGCAACUUUGUAGCAAACAAGAACAAACUCAAGGCAAGGAAGUCCUCGAUAUACAAUAAGUACGUCCCCUUGACCUUCACUUCGUCUUAUAAAAAUAAUAUGGUGACUCAAUUUUUGAAGGCACACACAGAGAACAUACGUUCGCUGAGUUCAGAGGAGUACUCCUCAUCUGAUAGCGAGGGGUGUGAGGAGUCUGCCAGGUAUAAGAAGGUAUACAUUGGGGAAGGGCACGUGGGGGAAGGAGAUACUGCGAAGAAGGGAGGUGCGAAGUAUAUCGUAGACGACGUGGGGCAUGACGCUCGAAACAAAGAACAUGAUGAAAGAGGGCCGAAGGAGUUGAUGAGCCGAGAAAUAAAAUCACAUAGCAAAGACCAUACCGAUGUAGCCACCCCCAACUUGUACUCAGCCAAAAGUGCAAUUCUCUUUAGCAAUAAAAAAGAAAAAAAAAAACACCAGUAUAGAAAAUUGAUCAAAGGUAGAACUCGAUACUUUAAACAAAUCAAAUGUAUAAAAAAGGUGAAGAAGUUUUUUUAUUUUUUUAUUAAUUAUAAUAUGAAGUCUUCCAAGUCUACGAAUAAUUUUUUUCUCUUCUUUAGAGGUGUGUCCCUUUACAUAAAGCACCGGUUUAUGCAUUAUUUGUCGUACGAGCCUGUGUGGAUCAUUGCCAUUUUGAUUCGAAUUGUUUUGUGGUGUAUUGUUUGGCUGUGGGCAGCUAGCUAUAUGGAAAGGAAGCCUAAAAAUUUUCAAAUAACAGAAUGGAACAUGAAAAAAGUUCCGUCUUUCUAUGGGUACAUUGAAUGCACCUUCCAAUGGUGUGGAGUGUUUGAUUAUUUUUUAGGACUAUAUUUCACUAACAACAGACUGAAAUAUAUAUUUUCCUUUUUCUCACUUAUCGACUUUAUUACUACCCCAGUUUCAUCCCUAAUAAUGAACGCCAUGUGUGAAAAUAAGUACAGCCAAAAUUACUGGUUCUUAAUACUAGGUCCUCUUCGUUUUUUAAGACUAGUGAGAGCAGAGAGCACUAUCAGUUCUUGCUUCUUCUGGUUAAGCGACGUGAAGAUUAUAAUAAUAGGAAUAAUCAUUUUGGCCUUAGCAAUUCUGUUUACCUUUUCAGGUAUUAUGUAUAUAUUAGAAGCACCAGACAUUGAACGUGAUUUUGUGAGCCCAUUAGACUUUAUAUAUUUUGGAGUCAUAACCAUGUCGACAGUUGGGUAUGGAGAUUAUACUCCUGUUACUCCUGCAGGGAAAUGUCUCACCAUGUUUAUUAUAAUCACAUGCAUUAGUUUUGUGGGGGCACAAUUCAAGCGAUUGAAGGAAGCCAUGUUUAGCCCUAAAACGAUUAUGGGUAUUAUACCUAAACAGGAUGACGAUUAUAUUCUUAUCCUUGGGCCAGUGAGUCCAACUCAAUUGUUAUACAUUUGUAAAGCGAUUAAUAAUAGCUUUCCCAAUUCAGUAGAAUGUAUUUUUAUUUUUACUCCUCUACCAGUAAUCAUUUAUCGUUUUGUGUAUGGAAGUAUUGUGAAAAAUACGAAUAUUAAGGUGUGUAUAAAUGGAGGAAAUGAAUGUUUCAUUUGUCCUAGUAUCAUAUAUGACGCAGUUAUUAACGCCAGGGCUCUUUACAUUCUAAACAACGUAGAUGCAGAAAAGUAUACCUUGCUGUAUCAGCAGAUUUUCCUCGCUAGUAAUAAUUUAAAUUUUAGUAACAAUGAUCCUAACCAGAGAAUCAGCUCCAAUGACAUACUACACAAUAAUAUUAUUAACAAGUUUAAUAAAGACAAGCCGAAAAAAUGGAAAUACGCAGAUUUUCUCUCCGACUACAAAAAUGAAAUAAAUAAAAAUAAUAUGAAGAAUUUAGAAAUGAAUAUUAACAUUAAUGAUUCUUAUGUUGUUAAGGAGAAGGAUGAUCAGGAGUGUCUCCUGCGAUUCAUAGGUACAUACAAUAUUUGUAACACACUCAUCCCCAUCACUCUACAACUCUCUAAUAACACAUAUGAGGAACUGGUGAAAUCCAUGAAGGUUUAUAAUUAUUUGAGCAUGGAAGAAUUGAAAUAUGCUCUCCUGGCCAAGAGUGUCAAUUGUAAGGGCCUGUUUUUUUUAAUUAUUAAUUUUUUUUAUAAGCCUAAGGCCGUGAAGAGUUUGAAGAAAUACAUCAUCGAUUUAAAGUUACUUAUGUAUAACAGGAUAUUAAAAAGAAAAAACAGGGAGAAAAUGAAUCAGGGUGUGAAGAUUAACAACAUGGGUGAAAUGUCUUCCUCCAGCUCUGGCAUGUCUUUUGGAGGGCUUCUCCCAUAUCUGAAGGGAAGAGAAUCCGUUCAGAGAGGUGGCACUGUUCAUAAGGCUAACAUUACUAAAGUCGCCACUCGUAGUACUAGCGAACCUGAAGUUAAAAGGGGAAUAACAAUACGAACCCAGGGAAAACUAGACCCCGCGAAUUACAAGGAAAUGCUCCCUAUGAACACCCUGGACGAUCUAGACAUUACACACACACCCAACUACCAAAAUUAUUAUCGCAUGCUCGAGAGGGUCAGUCUAAACAUGUACUAUUACCUGGAGGGGCUAAAGUACAACAUAUAUCGUUUUCAAUUCCCUGAAUGCAUGAGGGGAUUUCUCUUCCAAACAGCUACGGAAUAUUUGUACCAAAAGUAUAGUGCCUUCCUUAUCGGCAUAAUAACAAUCAAUAAAGAAAUUUUUUUAAACCCUGUGGAUUAUAUUAUUGGGGAGGAAAAUAAGUUUUACUAUACUUCUGCCUUUUCAGGGAUAAUUCUAACCACCAGCCUGGACAACCUGAUCAAGCUGUCCUCCAUUAAGAACAUCUCGAAGAAGGUGUAUGAGUACAACGAUCGGCGUAUCAGCGAACGCUUCCGGGAGAAUGCCAGCGCGAGGAGAAAUGUGCCCGGGGCAACCACGAAGCGAGAGGAGGAGGAGAAGAAGAAGGUGGUUGGGGUGAGCGCCACGAGGGGGAAAGUCAACUUUGGCGCGAGAGGCGCCAAUUCGGGCAGCGACGAGCAGCAGCGCGGCGAAGCUGACGGUUCGGUGCAUCGCCAAUCGGACUUCCAAUUGGAGCGCCAGUCUCAGAGCCAAGCACAGGAGGAGAAGGUGCCCCAGCGGAAGAACCUCCUCUACAACUUCUUCCUGGGAAUAUACGAAGUCGACAACUACAUAUCGGCCUACCGGGACAUAUUCAGCGAGAAGCACAAGCCGCUGCUGCUGGUGUGCGGCUGGCCAGACAACAUACACCUGUUCCUCAAGCACCUGCAGGUGAACACAGGCAACUGGUUGAGGCAUAGAAGGAAGAGGAAAAAGAGGCGAAAGAGGAGAAGGGAAAGGGAAAGGAUGCAAACGGGGGCGACGGACAGGGAACAGCGAGGCGAACAACCAAUCGUUCAUGUGAACAGCUCUUGUAGCGACGAUUCGAGUGAUGACUCCUGUGAAGACUCCUGCGGCGACACCGCUUCGCUAAACAAAAAAAAGGCUGGUGGAAAAAUCAAGUACAACAUAAUCAUCCUAUCCCUGCAUGUACCAAAAUUCAAUUACGAGAACGACCUCCUGGACUUCUGCCAUAACGUGGCCUUCAUCCGGGGGUCGGCCCUGAACAGCACCAACCUUAUACAGGCAGGCGUUUUCUAUGCGAAGAGGCUCAUCAUCUUCAACGCCAACCACAGCCUCUUCAUUGACAAAGAUGCCUACCGGAUCGACAACGAAGUAAUCAUUAUAAAGAAUGUCAUAUACCAGCUGUACAACAGUGUGUUGAAGAGUAGAUUCAAUUACAUGAAUUUGGUGAGAAGGGUCUUCAAAAAUGAAUUCAAGGAUGUUAAUAUUAACGAGAAAGUGUUCGCCAGUGAAGUUCCGUUCCAACUGAAUGAGAUGAUACGGGUAAAGACAUGCUCGUCGACAGAGUCAUCUGCGUCGUCAUCCUCCUCCUCUGCAUCCUCUGCUGCAUCGUCCGCCUAUCGUCGUUGGGGAGGGCCACCUCUGCCGCUGCGGGGAGACUGUAAAACCCUGAACAUCUUCAACGUCAACCGGAACCUUUACCUCAUUUGUUUGAUUAAAAAUUCGGAGAGCCUAGAAUACAUCGACGGAAGUAUCAACUUGUCUUACGAAAAUUAUAACGACAAUGAAAAAAUGAAUAAAAUUUGGGAAAAUUGUGGAGAGUACAUUUACACAUUCGAGCUGGUCUCUGCCAACAUUUUUGUGGAUGAGAUGCUACAUAAUUUGGUAUCCUUUUCUUUGCCCAUAAGUAAAUACGCCAUUGAGUACUCAGUCAUUUAUUCCCUCAUUGGGAUUGAUAUAAAUGAAUACUCCAAGAACGCCAAAGCUUUCCACAAAAAUUUAAAGUUAUGUACAGGUCAGGUGAAUUUAAUUCCAAUCCCGUCGUAUUUUUACAAGAAGAGUUUUUACAAAUGUUUCUCCUACUUCCUUCACAACAAGCAGUGCUUGUGUAUUGGCAUUUUGCGUUACAUGGACAUUUCGCCGCUGUGCAGGAAGUCCCGCAAACUUUUCGUACUGUCUUGCCCAUCGCGUACAAUGAAAAUUGAGCGUGACGAUCAGGCUUAUGUCAUAUCGUACAACACAUGA